GUUGGUGUUUUGGGAGGGUUGAACGCUGAAAACAUUCACGGAGGAGCUCGAUGAUGUCAUCUGAAAACUCACUCCCCCAAGUCAAAGGCGCCGAUUUGUUCUCUUCUUUUUUAUUUUCACCCUAGAGUUUCUCCAAUGCGUCGCGGACCACAGCACAAAAGGUAGUCAAAUAACGAGGUAGUCAAGUAACUCAAGUAAACUGUAGAUAAGCUUUGCUGUCUAAACGACGCGGGACUGAGGGGGUUUGGCGACUGGACAUAGAACCAAACAGCCCCUUUUCUGUGGGCGAGCGGGUCAACUUUUAUUCGAACCCCAAAAAUGAAUCGGAGUUUCAAUAAAUCCCAAUCUUCCCUGCAAUACUUGGACUGCAUCGCGGUUGAAGUGAAAAGCAAGUAUGGAGCAGAGUUCCGGCGGUUCUCCGUGGACCGUUUCAAACCGGGGAAGUUCGAGGACUUCUAUAAGCUCAUCAUGCACGUUCACCGCAUCUCCAACAUGGAGGUCAUGAUUGGCUACGCUGACAUCCACGGAGACCUGCUGCCAAUCAACAACGACGACAACUUCUGCAAGGCGGUGUCUACGGCCCACCCACUGCUCCGGGUCUUCAUACAGAGACAAGAGGAGGUCGACUACAGCAGCUACGGGACCCACUCUUUGACCCGGAAGAAGAAGGCUGUGGUGGCGCUGAGGAACGACGUCAACAGGAAGCGACCUCACAUCCGCAUCGGAAUGCCGCAGGACUUCCGGCCAGUCUCCUCCAUCAUCGAUGUGGACAUCUUGCCAGAGUCCCACCGCCGCGUUCGUCUCUACCGUCACGGCUCCGACAAACCCCUGGGGUUCUACAUCCGGGACGGGACCAGCGUACGGGUGACGCCCCAUGGCCUGGAGAAGGUUCCUGGGAUCUUCAUCUCCCGCAUGGUGCCUGGCGGCCUGGCUGAGAGCACAGGCCUGCUAGCUGUUAACGACGAGGUCCUGGAGGUCAACGGCAUCGAGGUUACUGGCAAGACACUGGACCAGGUGACUGACAUGAUGAUUGCCAACAGUCACAACCUGAUUGUCACAGUGAAGCCGGUGAACCAGCGGAACAACGUGGUGCGAGCCAGCCGGAUCUCCGGCAGCUCCGGUCAGUCAUCAGACAGCAGCGGUUCCACUGGCUACCCCAGCCUGUCCACCACAGCCAUGGUGACCGGUGCCCAUGGCUACGCCGACGAGCUGGAGAGCGACGAGGAGUCAGACAUCGUCAUCGAGAGCAGCCUGAAGCGGCCGUCGCGGCGCUCCAACACAUCAGUGGUGUCUGUGGCAUCAACAUCACGCUCCCACACCCAAGCCCCUCCCCCGGCACCCGUGGAACACCCCAGCCCCCCUACCCGACCUCUCUCUGUGGUUUCCACCGCCUCCUUCCACUCCCAGCCCAGCCUCAAUGGCCUCUCCCACAUGCUGCACAGGGACCUGAACCUCCAGCACCCCCAGUACCAGCCCCACACCCUCCAGCACAACCAUUCCCAGCACCACAGCAGCAACCCAGCCCUCCGGGAGAGCAACGGCAGCCUGCACAAAAUCCUCAGCACCAUGAGGACGGACCCUCGACACAGCCUGGCCCUGCCCCGGGGAGGGGUGGAAGAGGACGGCACCGUCAUCACCCUAUAAUACACACACCUUCACUUUUAUAACGCAGACACACACACUUGGAUGUGAGCUGGAGCAUCCCCUGUCCAGUAUAUCCACCAUGGGAAUGAACGUUGUUCCUCAAACCUUCUACUAAUUUUGUUACAGUUUUUCUAAGACAAAUUAUCCAGGAAUCAAGAAGAGUUUAUUCUGUAUUGUUUGUUUGAAAGUUUUCUAUGUCUUGUAAAUGUCUUGAUGGGAUUCACCUGCUAUUCUUUAGUGACCACUUUUAAUCUGAACCGCCAUCAUUUUGGGACCAACCCUGAGCUUUUGUUUUUAAGAACAAUUAUAUGUCUGUAAAAUGCUGCCUGUCUGUACUGAUUCUCUCUCUGUAUUUUAACUGGAGAUUCUCAUCAAUCAUCUGUAUCUAUUCCAAUAAAUUAUUCUAAGCUUUAA
This is a messenger RNA of Oncorhynchus masou masou (cherry salmon), 2058 nucleotides long. RefSeq names its product partitioning defective 6 homolog gamma-like. Lineage: Eukaryota; Metazoa; Chordata; Actinopteri; Salmoniformes; Salmonidae. Gene Ontology annotation, biological process: centrosome cycle; establishment or maintenance of cell polarity; regulation of cellular localization. The coding region runs from base 319 to 1644 and encodes 441 amino acids. Gene Ontology annotation, cellular component: nucleus; apical plasma membrane; cell cortex. The record is from RefSeq and is a predicted model, not a curated record. The transcript is spliced from 3 exons. Gene Ontology annotation, molecular function: protein binding.